Molecule: messenger RNA, 2009 nt
Organism: Clarias gariepinus (North African catfish)
Lineage: Eukaryota; Metazoa; Chordata; Actinopteri; Siluriformes; Clariidae
Gene: asphd1
Product: aspartate beta-hydroxylase domain containing 1
Exons: 6
Coding region: 251-1300 (349 amino acids)
Source: RefSeq, a predicted model, not a curated record
UUUCUUUCUUUUUUUUUUUUUUAAUAAGGCGCGUAAAGUGCACUCCGUAAAAGCGCACGGAAAUGACAGUCCCACUGUACGCUCGGCGCUGCAGCACACACACACACACACACACACUCGCUCUCUCUCUCACACACACACACACUCGCUCACUGGCGGGGAAAACACGGAAGGGGGGAGGCGGAAAGAGCGAGGGGGCAAAGACAUACCGAGUGAGCAGCCGAGACGCGUGUCUCAGCCUGUUGGCAGGAUGUCGUGGUCUCUGGACCUGCUCCCUCUGCCUCCCUGUGUGGAACUAGGUGGGCUUCCUCUGAGUGGCCUUCUGUGGACUCUGCUGCUGCUCUUUCUCUGGUAUUGCUACCGUGUCGGCGCUGACCCUCCAUCCUGCUCAGCUGGCGCGGCUCACUCCGCUGUAUCUCGCUCCUCCAGCUGCUCUUCGACUGAGCCUGGUCAUUCUGUCUCCAAACCUUCCCCUGCAAUCGCUGUGGAGAGCGGAGAGGAAGAAGAAACAAAGAGUUACCUGGUGCCGGUGUUGAGCCAUGCUCCAUUCCCUGCUCAAGCGGCAACAGGAAGCAGGAAGUUGUACACAUCACUGCAGGAGUAUGCCAAGCGUUACAGUUGGGCCGGCAUGGGCCGCAUCCACAAGGGCCUGCGCAUUCAGACAAGGAUGAAUGAUCGCUCCUCCAUUCAAAAGCCCCACCUCUUCUACCUUCCCGAUGUUCCCAGCAUCCCUUUCUACCCACGGGAUGCUCAUCGGCAUGACAUCGAGGUCCUGGAGGCCAGCUAUCCUAUUAUUCUUGCUGAAUUCCAGGCUGUUUACCAGAGAGGUAUUGACACAAAGCUGGGGUGGACGUACCAAGGACCUAAGGGUCAGACACUGUUCUCGCUCUACAAUGCUGGAGUGUGUGUGGCAAGUAACUGCCGUGCAUGUCCAUGUACGUACCGUAUCCUUCUCUCCCUAAGAACAUUCAUCAGUAGUAACUCCCUUGGCUCAGCAGGUUUCUGCCUUUUGGGGCCUGGGGCCACACUUGGAGGAACCUAUGGGCCCACCAACACACGCCUCCGGUGCCAUCUGGGUCUCCAGACUCCUGCACAGUGUGAACUGGUGGUAGGGGGUGAGCCGCAGUGCUGGUCUGAGGGACACUGCCUCCUAGUGGAUGACUCUUUUCUGCAUACUAUCUCCCAUAAUGGUGGCCCUGAAGAUGGCCAGAGGGUGAUUUUCAGUGUCGAUCUGUGGCACCCAAAUAUUGCCGCAGCAGAAAGACAGGCUUUAGACUACAUCUUCAGUCCUGAACAGUAAUCAACAACAUACCUCCAAGGUCACACACUGAUAUAUGCAGAAAUGGAGGCUAACUGCAUCUCAUUCCAUUUUAGCCACUCUAAGCUACGAAAACUUGACGUAUCUUUCCAUUACGAGAUACAUUGCCUCUACUGUAUGUAACGGCAUUGUAUUUUCCCCAAAAUGCCCUGAAAAAGAAAAAUUUUUCUUCCCUCUGAAUAGACCCAAGACCAAGCACACAUUUCUGUCCGAAUAAGCCUCUUUAUCCAACGCACUUACAAAACCUGUGAAGAUUAAACAAGCUCAGAUUUUCAAUAAUCUUCAUAUCUCUUUUUGCUUCGUGCCUGUCUUGAUAACUCCGAUUUCCUGUUGUAUCAUUUUGUGCCUGAUUUGUUAAUUUGAUCGUGACCUUUUUUCUGAUACAUAUAUAUAUAUAUAUAUAAACUGUGAUUCAAGCUAUUCUGUCAGUACUGUAUGUAUAAUAUAUUUAUGUCUAUACUGAAGACGGUGUUUUAUCAUAUGGAGUUUUAUUUUCAUGAUGAAUUUUAUUUUCAGACACAUUCUGUGAAGCACACAGUGAAAAACAAGUAUUUGAUCCGACUGCAUGCAUGUGUUGUGAAGCCUGACUGUACAGCCAGUGUGAUGAAUCGGAACCAUCUCCCUUGCAAGGCAAACAUGUAAUCAACUAAAGGUGUAUUCUUCAAAUAAAGAUUUUUUGCCAGAUCUAAAA